UCAUUGCGUACAUUUGAUAUAUCACAUAAAUUUUACAUUUUGCUCUUUAGAUAUUAUUUAUUUAGUGAUUUUGUUUGUGUUUAUAUGAAUUAUUGAGCAUUAAGUUUGCGAAUAUCUGUAUUCUUGCGCCGAGAAGCAAUAUUUACCGGCAGUUCGUUAACAAGAGAAUGGUGAAAUGUCUAACGAAGAGCGUUUGAAGUCACUCUUAGCGGAUCUGGGAAAGGCUACGUUGCGCGGGGUACGCAAAUGUCCAAAGUGUGGAACUUACAAUGGUUCUAGAGGUCUCUGCUGUAAAAAUAAAUACUGCGAUGCGGUAUUCAAGGAACCUGGAGAAAAAAGGAAAUUAUCCACCGAAGCUUGCAAGCUAAUUACUGGGUCAAGUGCCCAAGUCUUUUCAGUAAGAGUUCGUGACAAAGGUCCGGAUUAUCGAGGCUUUGUUCAAUUACCGUUAAUUAAUGCUUCCAACGAAAUUUCGAGUCUUAUUACUCAAACUACUGCACUCUGCUUCGUCGACAGUUGCGAGAGAAGUUUUGAUACGAGUGUUCUUAAAUGCCACGAAAAAGAUAAUGUAACUGAUUCAGUGUCGAGUUGUCAACAUAUACAGGCAGCAUUUCGUUGUUAUGCGGAAGCGCAGCCUUUAACUCUGAAAAAUUCGAUAUUGUUAUCUCUAAAUGUAAAUAAUGAAAUGAAACAAGAAAUCUGGUUAUUAGCGACAGAAACAUCCGGGCCUUUGGUUCAGAGAGUUUCAAAGCAUAUUAUGGCGGUUAAGUGUAAAGCAACACCCAAGCAUCCUUUGGGUUAUUUACAUUUUUCGUUCUUUAACACCAAGUUGAAAGACCGAGUCGAGCAUCGAUUUUUUUGCAGCUGUACUGCUUUUAAAGCAUCGAAAUCAAUGACAGAUAAAACCGACUCUUCUAACUCGACACAGAACAAACGUUGCGUUCACUUUUAUGCUUGUAUUUGUGCUUUCGCAAGCGAGGAAAAGCUGUCGGAAGAGUUCGAAUAUUAUAUCAAUCUGGACCAAACAGAAUUAAUUAUACCAAGGUCGCUUAUCUCGAAUUUUGGGACUGAUGAAACCGAUAAAUUGAUCAGCUUGGAUUUCGAGAGUCUGUCAGAUGAUACUCAAUUGCUAAUAUUCCGAGACGAUACAAUAACAGUUCAUAAUUUAGGAGGCGAUUUGGACACUGUAAACUUAGACACAGCCAUUUUAUCGAACAAUUUGGUCGAGAACAUUAAAGUUCAAUGUGAUCAAAAUUUACUCGACGAUGCCAGCAUCAUUUCACAGGUACAUAAUUUGGAGGUGAUCGACCAGAAUGCCGUCUUUGAUGGCAGCACGGUAAAAAUCAUCAGCGAUCAAGAACUUUUAAAUAAAUUUGACGAUGUAAAUAACGGCCAGUGUAUUUUAAACGGCGACUUGGAAGUAAUCAACCCUAACUCUGUUAAAAUCCUCGACACAAACAUUGUUCUCGACGCGAACAGUGUCGAAUUGCUAAAUCGAAAUUCAAUCGGCGAUAAUAACACUACAAGAAUUAUCGAGAAAAAUACAGUGAUGCAGUCCAACUCUAAACUUCAGAACACUAACGCCCCCGUUGCAAAUUCCGCGAAAAGAAAAAGAGACGAUAAAUUUCCAGUCAGCUCGAAUUCAUUCAGCUCUAAUAAUUUGAAUUUGGUUGAAUUAAGGAAAGCAAAAACGAAGUUAGCGAAUGUCAAGAAAUAUUUCAACUCAAAUGAAUGCGUCAACGAGUAUUCCACUAAUCACUCCUUCUUAAAUUGGCUUGCUUCGAUCACUGAAAGGAUCAAUCAAACGAUGCAUUUUCAAUUCGAUGGGAAACCGGAUCCUCUCGUUUUUCACGUUCCUCAAGCUUUCUUCGAGUGUCUUCGAGAAAGGAUAUCUUGUGGCGCUAAAAAGAAACGCCUGCCAAAUUCGACCACUGCUUUUGUCAGAAAAGAUGGAGUUCCUCUCGGUACUUUUACAAAAUAUACGUGGCAGAUAACGAAUAUUCUCCAUGUGAAAAGCAUUUUUGAUACUCCCUUGAUCCUACUGGAAAUUACGAGGAGUUUCAUUCAAAACGCGGAUGGAAGUUACGAGUUGUAUAAACGAGAGGAAACUGAGAUUGAUCGGUUUAAAAAGACGAUGAACAAAGCACUCAUCAAACCCCAGGAACUGAAAACUUUUUUGAAAGUCGGUCACACGUCUCUGAGUCAAGCAGAACCAACACCGUUUAUGAUAGAAUGGAUACCAGAUAUCCUACCAAUUUCAAAAAUUGGAGAACUCAGGAUAAGAUUUGAGUUUGGUCAUGUAAAGAAUGAAUCACCUCAACGGUGUAAAAGAACAUAAAUGGUGAAAAAGGAUUGAAAUAUUAAAGCUGAAAUUAUUUAUUAAUAUAGUCUACGUUUAACGUGCAUUUAAACAAAAAUUGCAUAACCGUAAAAGCUUAGCUGUCGAAGCUAAUUACUGACUCGUUUCGAUUCUUAUCCAAAAAUGAGAGCAUCAGCAAACUAGCUUUGUAAUUCUCUAGAUCCAGACAAUUUAUGUAAAUAAUAUCUAUAAAUUGGAUUUUAUUAUUUUAAGCUAUGAACUAUCUAACAGUAAAAAAAACUACGCAGAAAUUAAUGUACAAAUAUAUUUAUUCAAGUAACGAACCUUUAAUUCGGCCUAAUAAAGUCACUUUUUUAAAGUGCUUUGAUUAAGUA
This is a messenger RNA of Belonocnema kinseyi, 2694 nucleotides long. RefSeq lists its product as uncharacterized. The transcript has 7 exons. The record is from RefSeq and is a predicted model, not a curated record. Gene Ontology annotation, cellular component: nucleus. Lineage: Eukaryota; Metazoa; Arthropoda; Insecta; Hymenoptera; Cynipidae. The coding region runs from base 176 to 2338 and encodes 720 amino acids.